AUGUCAGGAAGUGAGAGGAACUAGGUUUGUGUCCUUGUCAAACAGAUUCCCCCACAUGUAUGUAUGUAUGUAUAUAUAUAUAUAUAUAUAUAUAUAUAUAUAUAUGUAUAUGUAUGUAUAUGUAUAUAUGUGUAUAUAUGUGUAUAUAUAUGUAUAUAUGUCUGUCUGUCUUAUCUGUCUGUCUGUUUAUCCAUGAGAUGUGCCACUGCUCCCAUCGGUCGUGGUAGAGACGCCCCCAGCACAGGUAGUCUCUGACAUAUGAUGGGGCUCUGUUCCAGUGACUCCAUCAUAAGUUGGUUCUGAUAUAAGCCAAAUACAUUUUUUUUUUCAUUACUGUCUUUUAUUAUUAUUGUCAUUAGGGGUCGUCGAGUCAGUUCCAACUCAUAGUGACCCUAUAGGACAGAGUAGAACUGCCCCAUUGGGUUUCCUAGGAUCAGAUGGUGGAUUUGAACUACUGACCUUUUGGUUAGCAGCUGAGCUCUUAACUACUAUGCCACCAGGGCCCUGUUGCCUUUUAUUAUUAGUAUCUUUAUGAAUCCAAUCUUUAUGGGUUGGAAAGAUUACAUAUAAACUUAAGGAUAUAUUUUAACAUUAAAUGUAGUACAUAUUACUAACAAUAAGAUGUACAAAAGACAGACGAUCGUUAAGUGAGGUUAGUCUUAAGUUGAAUAGGUUAUAAGCUGUACUUGGUUUCUUGUCUAAGGAUAGGUAAUGGUGUGCCUGGUACCUGUGAAUCUGCAUCUGGAUCUGAAGGUGGCCCUGAGGUGCUGUCCUGUGAUCACUGCCCAAGUGUCUCUAGGUGUGUGUGGCCCAUUGAAGGAGCAGUACAAGGGCAGGUUAGGAAGCGGCUGGCCCAGCCUGGUGCUCGGGGGGCCGAUUGCUGUCAGUACCGUUCAUGGAGCACUUACUUUAAGGCAGGCCUGUGUUAGGUCCUUACACCAUGCUGACCUGCUUUGGGCAAGAGGGUUGUGGGGGAGGUAUCUUUCUCAUUCUACAGGUUUGGAAACUGAGGCACAGAGAGGUUAAGUACCAGACUCUUAGACAGCAGAGCGCAGCUUGGAGCUGAGUCUGGGUGGUGGCAGAGGCUGGUGCCACCCUGCCCCUCAUGUGCCAACUCCCAGAGAGGGUGUCUGCUGGAGCUCAGUGAGCACUCAGCCUAAAGCAUUCCUCAGUGUCCCCAUGGAAGGCAGGAGGGACAUCUCAGUGUAGAAAGACAGCACACCUGUCCUUUGGGCAGAUGUGGCCCAGACUUUGUGACCUGAAGUCUGUCUCAAUCCCAUGCUGUCAGAAGGCAGCUGUCUGGAAAAACACUCUGGUUCAUUCUUACUUGAGGGCUGAUCUUCUGAAUGGGUGAGGCUAGCGUCCUCUCUUUGGAAAAAAGAGCUAUGUGAUGAUUUUGUUCAAGGUGGACUUGAGGGGCUAGGCAUGCUGGGGUGGAAGGACUGCUGGAUCCACGGGGGAUAACAGUGGGAAGAGAGGAGAGUGUGGAAUGAAGUGGCGUCUGAUUUCCUGAGUCCUUCUGGGUAGUAGCUCCUCUCCUGUGGCUGCUCUGGUUUGAAGUGGCAGGUACUUCUGUCUCCAGUGAAGCCCCCACAGCAGUUACUGAGACAAGUCCAAGGCUGGCAAGGUGAGGUCCCAGUGCUAACAGGAGAUGGAAGUGCUGAGGAGUCCCAGCAGCUGCCCCCAGGAUGUGGGGCCUGGAGGAGACUUGGGCAGCUGGCAGGCAGGUCCUUGGCCUCCAGGCUACUUCAGGAUGGUUUUGAAGGAGGCGGGAAAGGGGGCUCCUGGGUGUCUCCCUUUUCAAUCUGCCCCUCCUCCUGUCGUGUUAGCCACCUAAGUCAGUGCUAGGAAUGAGCAGGCCAGCUGAGGGACCCUGUCAGGAAGUGCCACAGAGAAGCCAGGCAGGGAUGUGCGACCAGGUGCCUUGUCCUCCUGAGAUGCUGGGUUUGGAAGAGAGCUUCACCAGGAGGAGAAUCUGCUGGGUAAGUGGGCCCUGACAGGACCCCUCGUGCUGACUCAGCUCUGCGGCGAGGCCAGGUGGUUGCCGUAGAGGGCUCUUGGCACGGUGGUGACUGUUGGCAGGCGGAGGGCGCUCGGGGGCAGUGGUAACUCUCAGUAGAUGGUUGCUGCAGAGGGUGGUCAGUGCAGCGGUGACCCUAGGCAGGUUCGCAGAACAGAAUGUGCUCGCAGAGGGCGCUCGGCACAUUGGUAGUUGCUGCAGAGGGGGUUCAGCGCAGCGGCUACUUUCCACAGGUGUCUGCUGGGCGCCUCCCUGUGGUCACAGGUGGCAGCGGGUGCAUAACACAGUUGUUUUGAAGGAAGGUUCAAAGGGCAGCCACUGGGGAGGAAAUGGCUGGUGUGGAAACCAAGCUUGUUGGACACUUGUUGCUCAGGCCCCUUCAGUGGUGGGUCCUUCUGUAACUGGGUCACAGUCUGGCUUAGCUCAGUGGGAAAGCAGGUCUUUGGUUUUCUUUUUUUUUUAAUUUUAAAUAUUUGAAUAUUAAGAAACGCUUGUGUAUUCAAUCUCUAGCUGUUUGUCAGAUUAACUGCGUUUUCUUGAAGGGUAACCAUUUGAAGAGUCACUGCAUCAUUGGGUGAGUCUGUACCUGAGUGAGCAGGAAGACCUGUUUGGGCUCAUGAUGGUCCUCAGGGCUUGUUUUCUAUGCUUGAUGCUGGCUGCAUUUACAUAGUUCCACAAAGUCAUGCUUUCAUCCCUUAGCCUAGAAAAUUUUCCUAAGGUUUAACCUGAAAUUUUUACUCCCAGAAGUUUCCAGUCGUUUUUAGCUACAGCUGACCGUUGUUAAGAGAGAUACUUGGUUCAUUGUAGGCCACUUUUACAGCCUUCAAAGCCCUUUAGAGAGAUGGUUUAGGCUUCUGUUUGAGCAUGCACAGACUCACAGGAGCUAGAGCAGACGAACUACAGACUCUGUGUAUAAAGAAAUGGGUGAGUCUGGUGUUAGCAGUCCACUGCUGAGCAGGCCCCUGAAGGAUCAACACGUGGUGCUUCUGGCUGCAGAUUGGCUGAGGGGCCUGGGUAAGGUGGGCGUGAAGUGUCAAGCCGCUGAGGAACACCCUCACCCGCACAUAAGGUGGCUGCACUCUACCAGGCUCUACGGGGGACUGCCCUGCCCCACCAGGCUUCAUACCAGCCUGCAGGGAAUCCAAGUGUGUAAAGACAACAAGGAUGGUGGUCCGGGGCAUGCUCCUGUUCUGCAUGGUUGUGGAGCUGGUAGCAGGUCAGCUCAGCCUGGAGAAGGCUAGUGAGAGGCCAUGUGUGUUUCUCAGCAGUGUUUCAGUCAGAAUUCAUCAGGAUAAGGCUUAAUUUUUAUGGUAAACUCAUUGUUGAAGCCCCAUUCUUCAAUCUGUUUUCCUGUUGUGGAGUUCAUCUUACUGCAGGAAGUGCAGUACAGGACAGCUGUAUUGGAUGCCGCAGUGAGGGCUAGUAAGAUUUGCAGGGAGGACUUGAAGGUGCUCCAGAAUUCUUGUUAGGGGCUUUGACAUGCAAUGGAAACUUGUGAGUAAAGGUGCCUAGAGUUGGUUUCUUGGUUCUCCCCUCCUGUUUCCAGGUGGUAGGGAGGCCAGGGCCUGUAGGUAGGCCUAGGAACCCUGUCCUCACCCAGCGGGGAGCAGGCUGUGUCUUAUAGACCCUGCUCCUGAACCUGAGUGUGGACCCUGCUCUUGAGGGUCUGUAGUGCCCCAUGGGCUCAGCUGUAGUACAUGAAAUGGUUUCCCUCCAGUGCAGGACCUGUGAGAUGAGGGGUGUGACCUUGCAUCUUCUCCUCCCUUGUCCAAGCCUGGGGUGGCUCAAAACACAGACGUGCUUUACAUCCUAGCUCCCCCUUUCCUGCUGAGGGAGGAAGUAACGGUCCCAGCACUCCUGUCACUUUCCCCCUUGUUUUCAGGCCUAGUUCCUUCUGGCGAGGGUCCCUGCCUCAGGAGCCCUUGCAGCCUGGCCUCUCUUUCUAGUCUGCACGGCCCAGGAUGUGUCCAGGAUCUUCUGGGCUGCCAGCUUCUCUUCUUCUCUAGGCCCUUCCUCUUUGCUUGGAGAAAUUCCCCUCAGUGGAAACCCCCUGCCCCCUGGCUGCAAAGCUUUUUCUGACCAAUCUGCUUCUUUGUGGCUGCCCCCUUGUUAUAGACUUGGUCUUCUGUUUUUCUAAAACAGGUUCUGUACCUCAUUAUGGCCUUAUCUUCCUGAAUGUUGAGUCUCUAGGUGGUUUCUGCUGUUCUUUUUUUACUGUUUGUCCUCAUGGUUCUCGUACCUGGGCUUCCUGUAUGUGUCUGUGACACACACCUGUGUCUACUGUUUUUACUUCUUAUUAACAGAAACUUGUCUGAAUCCUACGUGGACAUUCUCUGCAUUCAGAUUUCUGUGUAUGUUUGAGGGAUGAAGGAUCUUACCUUAAACUUGUUAGCUUCCAGUUUAGUGCCAAACACAAAGACAUUCAAAAUUAGGAAGAAGUCAAACGGCCAACAAUGUGGAACGAUAUUCAACUUCUUCAGUAUCUAAGGAAAUAUAGCUGUAAAGACGAUAUCUUUUUUGUAUAUUAUACUUUAAUAAAAAGUUUUGAAGAAUGGAUAGUUUUAAAACACUUGGCAAUAAAAAUGGCAAUACCUCACAUUUGAAGGUGCAGGGAAAUGGUACUCAUUGAGAGAGUGAAUGUACACUGGUACCCCUUUUGGUGGGGAUGAGGAUGUGUAUAAAAAGAGAGUGACACGCUAUGUGAUUCAACAAUUCAGUUUGAAGGAUUUUAAGCUUAAGAAAUAAGGUGUGUGCAAAGAUUUUGCUGUUAGAAUAUUUAUCACAGCUUUUUUUUUUUUUUAUGAAAUAGGGGAGAAUUGGAAACAUCCUGAAAUUCCCUCAGUUAGAGGUAGGUUAGGAACAUUAUGGCCAGUCCCUGUUUAUUUUCUUGAGAGAUGGUUACAAAGUGUCUCUAAGUCUUGAAAAGACCUGGUUGCUAAGCAGUAUGCCCAAUAUGACUUUUUUAAGGCACAGAAAAAAGCUUAGAAAGAGGUCUCCUCAGAAGCAGCGUCAGUGAAUUCCUGGGUUGGGAGGAGCACUCAGCAUUUCCACAUUCAUUGGUGGGCCAGGCCUUCAGCCAGCAGGUGGAAAACUGCUCUGGACAAGGGAGGGGGGUCCAGAACAGAGCAUCAUCCUUUCUCCCCGAUUUGCAUUCAUUUAUAGUGUUUCAGGUACUCUGUCUUCUUUAAUCCUUCCAACAUCCCUGAGAUACAUUUUUUGGGUGAAAAUAUACAUAACAAAGCUUAUACUCAUUCAACAUUUUUUACAUGUGCAGUUCAGUGACAAAGGUCAUGUACUUCCCGUUGUGUCACCAUUCUCACUGUCUCCCCCACCCCCGUUUUUAUUUUGAAAAAUUUCCAGACUGCAGAGUUGGAAGAAUAGUAUAGUGAAUGCCGUACCCCCUCCCCGGGAGUUGCCAGUCCUUAGCUUUUGCCUUAUUUGCUUAUGCAUACUCCUGACCUUGCACGUUUUUUAAUCCUGUUCUUUGUACUGGUGCUGAAUUUGAAAGUAACUCGCAGAAGUCAUUCUUCCACAGGUGCUUUGUGAGCACAAGGGUGGUCUGCAGAGCCACACCUGCAUGGUCACGACUGUGGCAUGGAACACUGAUACAGCAUUAUCUAAUACACAGUCUACAUGCCAUUUCCUCCAGUGGGCCUCUCAAUAUUCUCUACAGCUUUGCUUUUUUAAUAGUCAGGAUCCAAGCAAGGGUUACUCAUUUGCAUCUGUGUGUCUCUCUCAUUUCCUUUCAUCUAAAAUAGUCCCCUUGCCUUUUUCAAAAACGACAUGGACAUUUUUUGAAAGAUCAGACUAGUUGUCUUGUAAAAGACUGAAUUUGUCUGAUGGAUUAGGUUUGUCUCCUCAGGCUAAAUAUUUAUGUCAAGAAAACUACUUAGAAGAAUGAAGAACACCACAGACACAAGGUAAUUAUGAGCCUAAGAGACAGAAAGAACCACAUAAACCAGAGUCUACAUCAGCCUGAGACCAGAAGAACUAGAUGGUGCCCGCCCACAACCGAUAACGGCCAUGACAGGGAACACAACAGAGAACCCCUGAGGGAGCAGGAGAGCAGUGGGAUGCAGACCCCAAAUCCUUGUAAAAAGACCAGACUUAAUGGUCAGAUUGGGACUAGAAGGACCCAGGAGGCCAUAGUCCCCAGACCUUCUGUUAGCCCAAGACAGGAACCGUUCCCAAAGCUAACUCUUCAGACAGGGAUUGGACUGGAAUAUGGGAUGGAAAAUGAUACUGGUGAAGAACGAGCUUCUUGGAUCAAGUAGACACAUGAGACUAUGUUGGCAUCUUUUGUCUGGAGGGGGGAUGAGAAGGCAGAGGGGGCCAGAAGCUGCCCGAAUGGACAUGAGGAGAGAGAGUGGAGGGAAGGACCAAGUCGUCUCAUUAGGAGGAGAGCAAUUAGGAGUGUAUAGCAAGGUGUAUGUAAAUUUUUGUAUGAGAGACUGACCUGAUUUGUAAACUUUCACUUAAAGCACAAUAAAAAUUAAUUAAUUAAAAAAAAAAAUUACUUAGAUAACGCGCUAGAGGGUGUCUUAAUUUCUUUCUUUUUUAAAAAAUAUACCAAGAAGAGUUUUAGAUUUACAAUGAAUGAAUUGAUACAGAUACCUUAUUAUUAAGUAAAGUCCAUACUUCGAUUUGCUUAGUUUUCACCUUAUAUCCUUUUUCUGGAUUCUACAUUAGUUAGUUGUCAUGUCUCCUGAGGGUUGUCUUGGUGGUGACAGUUUCUCAGACUUUCCUUGUUUUUGAUGACUUUGCCAGUUUUGAGUACUGGCCAGAUAUUUUGCAGGAAUCCCCUCUGUUGGUUUUUUUUUUUUCCCUCACGUUUAGACUAGGGUGAUGGAUUUUGGGAGGAAGACCAGAGGUGAAAUGCCUCUAACAUGUCCUGUCAGGGUACCUGCUGUCACUCAUCACUGUUGACGUUGACCUUGAUCUCCUUAUCAGCCUUUUCCACUGGGAAGUUACAUUUCCCCUUUUCCACACUGUGCUCUUUGGUGGGGUCACCAAGCGCAGCCCAGACAUAAGGAGUGGGGAGUCACGUGCACCCUUAGUGUAAUUUUUAUCAGCAUAUACUGAUUUUUGGGAAACCCUGGUGGUGUAGUGGUUAAGUGCUACAGGUGUUAACCAAGAGGUCGGCAGUUAAAUCUGCCAGGCACUCCUUGAAACUCUGUGGGGCAGUUCUCUGUCCUAUACGGUCAUUAUGAGUCGGAAUUGACUCAACGGCAGUGGGUUUAGUUUUGGUUUCUGGAUACUGAUUUUUAUGACGAGCACAUUUUUUAAUCACAGAUAGUUGAGCAUUCAUCCAAAGCUGCAUGGGCACUGAUUCUACACAGGUUUCGGGUGCACUUGGGUACUUGACAAUCACGUCACAGGUGUAGGGUGCACAUGUGUGCUUGAAGAUCACAUUGUGUUUUCAUAGAUUUAGGGUGCAUAUGUGUACUUGAAGAUCAUGUUGUCACAGGUUUAGGGUGCCCAAGUGUACUGGAAGAUCAUAUUGUUGUGUUUUCACAGGUUUAGGGUGCACGUGUGUACUUGAAAAUCACACUGUUGUGUUUUCACAGGUUUAAGGUGCAUGUGUGUAUUUGAAGGUCAUGUUGUCACAGGUUUAGGGUGGACAUGCGUAGUUGAUGAUCACAUUGUAUGUUUUCACAGGUUUAGGGUGCACAUGUGUACUUGAAGAUCAUGUUGUUUUCACAGGUUUAGUGUGUACUUGAAGGUGAUGUUGUGUUGUCACAGGUUUAGGGCGUAUGUGUGUACUUGAAGAUCACAUUGUUAUGUUUUCACAGGUUUAGGUGCACGUGUGUAUUUGAAGAUCACAUUGCAACACAGUAGAACUGCCCCUUGGAGUUUCCUAGACUGUAAUCUUUAUGGGACGAGAUCACCAGGUCUCCCAUGGAGCUACUAGUAUGACGCCGUCCCCAUCCAGCCCAGCGUGGUGUUAUGUUCCUGCUCAUCCCCAUCCAUGGUGAGGAGCCAGACUGAUGCCGGCAGCGCCCCUGCUGUUCCCAGCAGCAGCAGCAGGCAGGGGCCCAGCAUGGAUGGCACCAUGGUUGAGCCCAGGCCUGGCGCCAAUGCCCUGCAGCACGCUGCUCAGCCGCCGGCCCAGCCUCGCAAGAAGCGGCCCGAAGACUUCAAGUUUGGAAAGAUUCUUGGCGAAGGCUCUUUUUCCACAGUCGUCCUGGCCCGAGAACUGGCCACCUCAAGAGAAUAUGCGAUUAAAAUUCUUGAGAAACGUCACAUCAUCAAGGAGAACAAGGUCCCGUAUGUGACCAGAGAACGGGAUGUGAUGUCGCGCCUGGACCACCCCUUCUUCGUGAAGCUUUACUUCACAUUCCAGGAUGACGAGAAGCUGUAUUUUGGCCUUAGUUAUGCCAAAAAUGGAGAACUACUUAAAUACAUUCGCAAAAUUGGCUCAUUCGAUGAGACCUGUACCCGAUUUUAUACCGCCGAAAUCGUGUCUGCUUUAGAGUACCUGCAUGGCAAAGGCAUCAUCCACAGGGACCUUAAACCAGAGAACAUUCUGUUGAAUGAAGACAUGCAUAUCCAAAUCACAGACUUUGGAACCGCCAAAGUGCUCUCCCCUGAGAGCAAGCAAGCCAGGGCCAACUCAUUUGUGGGAACAGCCCAAUACGUCUCUCCAGAGCUGCUCACAGAGAAGGCGGCCUGUAAAAGUUCAGACCUUUGGGCCCUUGGCUGCAUAAUCUACCAGCUUGUGGCAGGACUCCCACCGUUCAGAGCAGGAAAUGAGUAUCUUAUCUUCCAGAAGAUCAUUAAGUUGGAAUAUGACUUUCCAGAAAAAUUCUUCCCCAAGGCCAGAGACCUUGUGGAAAAGCUUUUGGUCUUAGAUGCCACGAAGCGAUUAGGCUGUGAGGAGAUGGACGGUUACACGCCUCUGAAAGCCCACUCGUUCUUCGAGUCUAUCAUAUGGGAGAACCUGCACCACCAGACACCCCCAAAGCUCACGGCCUACCUGCCAGCGAUGUCCGAGGACGAUGAGGACUGCUACGGGAACUAUGACAACCUCCUGAGCCAGUUCGGCUGCAUGCAGGUAUCCUCAUCAUCCUCGUGCCACUCCCUAUCAGCCCCAGAGCCAGGCCUCCCACAGCGCUCUGGCAGCAACAUCGAGCAGUACAUCCACGACCUGGAUUCGAACUCUUUUGAACUGGACUUACAGUUCUCUGAGGAUGAGAAGAGGUUACUGUUGGAGAAGCAGGCUGGUGGGAACCCUUGGCACCAGUUUGUAGAAAAUAACUUAAUACUAAAAAUGGGUCCAGUAGAUAAGCGGAAGGGUUUAUUUGCUCGCCGACGACAGCUACUGCUCACAGAAGGGCCACAUCUAUACUACGUGGAUCCCAUCAACAAAGUCCUGAAAGGGGAGAUCCCAUGGUCACAGGAGCUCCGACCAGAGGCGAAGAACUUUAAAACCUUCUUUGUUCACACACCUAACCGGACGUACUACCUGAUGGACCCAAGCGGCAAUGCUCACAAGUGGUGCAAGAAGAUCCAGGAGGUGUGGAGGCAGAGGUACCAGAACCAGCCGGACGCUGCUGUGCAGUGACAUGCCAUGGCCAGGUGGCACUCGCUGCCAGGACAUGUGCCCCAUGAGGGCUCGCCGCCACGUCACCAGGACUCUCCUAGACCACCUGCUGGAACCUCAAGGGGAGAGCAGACGUCGGACACCUUGCAGCUUUCUUACUUAAGAGAAAAGAAGAAAAAACCAACAACACAGAGAACAAAACCAAUAACAGACAUGCAGGAAUUCAGGGUUGCUUUGCUCACUCUGUGCUUCUGUGGAGGCUCCACCCACUCUCGCUUGCGCGGACCCCGCUUCGUGCAUGGUGUCUCAUUCCCUCUGCAGACUAGUGGGCCGACCUGCAUCCCAGCUUCUCCCCAUGUCAGUCAGCUGAGGCCCCACUCCUCGACCCACCCCCUGAGUGCUGGUCCUGCAUGGGCCUUCUGUGUUACCACCAGUCCUUUCACAGGCAGCUGUGGCACACUGUGCUGGAGGACAGUUGUCAGUGCAGUCGUUUGUGCUCUCUGCCUGUGCCCUCACUUCCGGCCCAGCCUGACCCCAUGCAGACCAGGCUGCAGGGUCCCUGUGGUCCUGGCCCUCAUUAUGUGGGGUCAGAUGCCAUGGGGUGAGGUGGGAACGCAGGUUGUCAGGAAGUGGUCAGAUCUCAAACCAGGGAACAGCGUGGCUUGGAAGGGAAGGAGCCCUGUCAUGGUGAGCCUGACUGGCACAACCCUGGUCAUGUUACAGGUGGCCCCUGCAAGCCACCUCAUGGCCUGGGGACAGUGAGACGUCUGGUCCCUCCCCCGUCUGUUGAAAAAGCGUUAAUGUGGCUCCGCAUUGGUUAAGCAUGGCUGAGAGGAGCCUGGGGUCCAGCAGGUAUAGCCAUGCCCUUUUCCUGUGCUGCUGUGGCCACUUGUUCUGGGCAGCCUGACACCCAGCUUCUUAUCUCACAUGGGGCUGGCCACUCGUCCUGUAAAGAGCCAACGUUGUCUGGAAGGAAGUGUUUUCCACUCACCAUUGCAUGAAAGAGGCGAGAACCCCCACCCCCAACAUACACCUAUUCCUGAGUAUACCUGGUCUGAACCCUGCACACACCUGUACCUGUGUAUACCUGGUCUGAGCCGUGCAUACACCCGUUCCUAAGUACACCUGGUCUGAACCUCACACACACCUGUACCUGAGCAUACCUGGCCUGAACCUCACACACACCUGUACCUAAGUACACCUGGCCUGGCUCCCUCUUCCCGUUUUCAGGUUGUUACGUGUGUACUGGUGUUGUACACACGGUCCAGAACUUGUCGGCUAUUUUAUUCUUUGCCCUGCUCAGGUGGAGAGGACUCUCGGUGGUCUAGCAGACUCGGCCAGUCCUUCCUUUCCCUGCCCCAGGUUGUCCCCAUAGGGCAGCCCUUGACACCACCACGUUCACAGUCGGCUCCCAGACAUGGCUCUGAGUUCAAAGUCCCACGGGAUAAGAACUUUGCAUUUCCCCUAGAUUUUCACAAAGUGGCAGGAGCAAAAGGCUCAAAUAGAAAAAGUUCCCACUCCCCCACUCCCUGUCUGGAAUGAGCCACCUCUGGCCCUGGGUAUCAGGCCAGGCCCACAGUGAGGGAAGGUUUCCCUCUCAAGCACCUCGCUGGGCUGUAGGGGAGGUGGCCGUCACACUGGCCUCUGCCCCUCUGGCAGCCCCACUACCUCCUGGGCUUCACCGACAUGCUCCCACACAGCCUGAGGCUCAGAAACAGGGUCCUGGUGAAGCUUGUGGCACACAGAGCUGUGCAUACUGCCCUUUGCCUGAGCUGAUGAGCACUGUCUGUCUCUAGGCCAUUCUUUCCUUCCACCCGUAAGCCCUUUUCCUCUUGCUGUUUUUGAAGGUCCACACUUGCUGUUUCUUGUUCAUGUCAACCUGCAUUUUAUCCAGCCCCUCCCUGAAGCCAUAGCUCUGGCACACAGGUGCCUUACGUUCUCAUGUGUAUACUUGCAUGUCUAUGUGCAUGGAUGCACAUGCAUGGAAAAAUAAAAGUGGCUGUUACCUAGGUAUAACAGAUUCAGGAUGCGUGUGUCAGAGCGGGCAGGAACGUUCCCAAAGUCUGAGCAGUGGGCAAGGAGAGUGCAGGGGCAGCUGGCUAAGAUGAGGAUGUCCCCUGCCUUCUUGUGGACCGUGGAGGGCCAUGUGCAGUGCCUGUGGACCCCAGGUCAUCCCAUCCCUGGUGGGUAGUGAUGCUGUGAGGCUGCUGCCUCGCGCCUGCUAAAGAUAUCUUUGGAAAAGGUGGCUGGCGGGAGCUUCUUCACCUGCCCCAGCGUUCUUCCUGGACCACUCUGUGGCAUUUGUGGCCCAGGCCUGGUGGAAUUGCAGAGGAGACAGCACAUGGUACAGACCCCCAGGGCUCUCCAGGGGCUCCGGGCAAUGCUGUGCUCUCUUAGAGCCCACAUUGGUCUUCUAAAGUCAACUGGAGGCUUGCCGCCAGAGGAGACUGCUGUGAACAUUUGGGUGUAGGUCUUGCCAGGUGUCCCCACACACAUUGGUUUGCUUUGCUGACCAGCCUGGGAUCUUACAACAUAGAUUGUUUUGCACCCAGUGUCUGCCCAUGUCAUAAACAAUUUUUCAAAAACAUGUUUUUAAUGAUUGUAGAGUUUAUGGUUGUGAAUUUCAUCACGAUCUACUUGACCUGCUGUGACACACUUAGGUGGUUUUGUUUUCUCACUAUUUGGAUAACGCUGUGAUGAAUAGCCUUAUAAACCUUUGAUUU
Molecule: messenger RNA, 12286 nt
Organism: Loxodonta africana (African savanna elephant)
Lineage: Eukaryota; Metazoa; Chordata; Mammalia; Proboscidea; Elephantidae
Gene: PDPK1
Product: 3-phosphoinositide dependent protein kinase 1
Exons: 14
Coding region: 7989-9584 (531 amino acids)
Biological process (GO): peptidyl-serine phosphorylation; intracellular signal transduction
Molecular function (GO): ATP binding; protein serine/threonine kinase activity
Source: RefSeq, a predicted model, not a curated record